CGCAAAAGCUGUGACAGGAGAUGAGUUCAGGUGAAUACGCAAAAAUUUUCCAGUGAGAACAUUUUUUAAAGAGUUGAACCCGAUGAGAACGAAAUUUAAGCCUGCUUUUCUGAGACUUUUCUUCCUUUUCAAAAUAAGGUUCCCCCYGCUGCGUCUCCAGAAUGUUCUCUUUUUGGAAAGUGUUUUGUAGGUAGCGUUUAUUUACAGUUGGCUGUGACGUGGAAAUGGUCACUUUGACUGCCUUGCUGACAGUUUGCAUAUGGAUCCAAACACAGACUUCCUCAGGAGAGCGUUCGUGUCCCUCUGCUCCUYGUAAACCCGUGGAUUUCAACGUAGAAUAUUCUCUGCCAUACUUUGAAACAGAAAAACCCAUUCAGAACAUUGCUUUAAGCUGGGAGUCCUCGCCAAAUGAGGUGUACCUUGGAUACCAAAAUGCUAUAGUGGCAAUUGAUAAUUCUAUGAACAAAACAUGGGAGGUGAGAACUGGACCUGUGGGGAGUCCUGACUGUCAGACCUGUCAGGUGUGUGAAAUAGAAACUGAUCCCAAGGAUCCAGUGGACACAGACAACGAAGUUCUACUUUUUGAUCCGCUUGGAUCUAUCUUGCCAUACUUAUACUUUUGUGGAAGUACUCAGCAUGGAAUCUGUUACUUUAUUAACACUGAGUCUUCACAACCUGAGCCUAUAUGUUUAUACAAAAAAGACAGGAACUCUCCUGAAAACUGCCCUGACUGUCUGGCCAGUCCUCUUGGCACCAAAGUCACUAUUGUCGACGAGGGAAAGACAUCGUUGUUUUUUGUAGCAGCUUCCAUCAAUGAUAAAGUGACACAGAAUUACCCAAGGAAGUCCAUUUCAGUGCUGAGGCCACUUUCCACUGAGGAUGGCUUUGACAUGAACAGUGACCACCUCACAGUGCUGCCCGGUCUACGUAACUCUUACAACAUAGACUACAUCUACAGUUUUUCCACCAAGGAGUAUGUCUACUUUCUGUCCCUGCAGAGGGAAGAUCCCUCCAAGAGCAACUCACCAUUUCAGACCCGUUUGGGUCGACUGCCAAUUUUAAUUCCGGAAGUGUGGAUGUACAGAGAGGUGGUCUUAGAGUGCCGUUAUGAACCGAAGCGUCGGAGGAGACGGAGGGAGAAUUUCAAGGACAUUGUGUACAAYGGGUUGCAGGCUGCACACUUUGGACAAGCAGGGAAGGAUUUGGUCAACGAGCUGAGGGUCAAAGUUAAUGAAGACAUUUUAUACGGGGUGUUCGCAAAGGUCGACGAGCGAGGCGUACCAAAGAAAAACUCAUCCCUGUGCGCCUUCCCUUUGACCCAAGUCAACCAAGCGAUUGAGACGGGUGUGGAAGCGUGCUGCAGCAGAGGUAGCGAGCAGCUGUCCAGAGGCCUCUGUCACUUCCAGACGUGUGAGAACUGCCCACAUGAAGCCUCUGAAGGGAAUCCCACGUGCACUAACAAGCCCACGCUGGUGUCAAAGCCACACUACAAAGUGGACAUCUUCAACAGGCAGAUGAGGGACGUCCUGUUCACCUCUAUUCUGGUCACGACUAUCGGAACUCACACAAUCGGACAUUUAGGCACUUCAGAUGGCAGGUUACUGCAGGUGGUUCUUAAACUGGACACACCGAUAGUUUUUGCCAACUAUUUGCUGGGAGAAACAGGAAUAUCCAGGACAGCUGCUGUGCACUCAGAGGAUUCGCUUCUUUUUGUGGCUGGAAAUAAGAUGUUCAAGGUGCCGUCUACAGGACCGGGCUGCGCACAUUUUCUUACAUGUCCCUCGUGUCAGAAGGCUCCAGACUUCAUGAACUGUGGUUGGUGUUCAGGAAAAUGCUCCAGGAAGCCUGAGUGUGCCUCACAGUGGAAUGAAGAGUCUUGUGCACCUGUCAUAACGGAGUUUUUUCCAAAAAUGACUCCUGCCGGUGGGGAGACGGAAUUGAUGCUGUGUGGUUCAGAGUUUCGUUCUCCUGAGUCACCGCCCAUCAGUGGGAAAAGUCAUAAGGUCACAGUGGGUUCUGGGACUUUGUGCGCUGUCCUGCCUGAGAAGAGCAAUAAUGAAAGGCUUGUGUGCAAACUCAGUGAACAAAUCCCAAACCAUGACCUGAACAUCACUCUGGAAGUGCACGAGGGGGAAGUGAAGGGUCCCUACUCAAUUGAAGGCACUGCUCAGAYGUUUGGCUUCUCUUUUGUGGAGCCUAGCAUAACAGACAUCCAGCCUGACUUUGGWCCCAUGUUUGGAGGAACAACAGUCACACUAACAGGAAAAUAUCUUAACUCUGGGAUAAAAAGAGACAUCUUUGUUGGAGGCGGGGUUUGCACAAAUCCAAAUGUUCUUGAAGAAACAGGGGUUUUGUCUUCAGUCAUCUGUAACACAGCAGCUGUGGAAAGUGUUGGUGAAGUACCAGUGGAAGUGGUCAUUGAUGGUCACAACGUUACCACYGAUAAGACAUUCUUCUACAAGAUGAACCCUGUCGUAACUUCUGUUGAUCCCCUCUGUAGUUUCCGAAGAGGCUCCAAGCUGGUGAUAGAGGGUCAGAAUCUUGACUCGGCUCACAAURUUGUGGUUCAAUACACUCCCAAAAAUGCCCUGACAACGUAUCAGCGAGUCUGCAACGGCUCAAGAAAUGCCACACGCAUGGAGUGCUGGACCCCAGCCAUUCCAKGGGAUGAGCCUGAGGAAAAAGUUGACACGGGGACCAUUUCUCUUCAAAUGGACGGACAACCUGACCUCUUGACAAAACGUUUCGACUACCACCCAGAUGCCGACGUUAUCCCCUUUGAGGCUGAGGACAACAUUUUUCACCUGAAACCAGAAGGAACUGAGGUGUCUCUGCAUCAUAACAAACUUCAAUCUGUGAGUAAAUGCAUGAACAUAAAAAUGAGCAUUGGCGGUGAAUUCUGCAAACUUCAGGUUCUGUUAAAUGAACUGACCUGCAGGAUUCCUAAAGGCAUGGUUAUCCCCAUUGAGGGAUUACCUGUCAAAGUGUCUGUGAACAGAGAAGAAUACGAUGUGGGCACUGUCGUUCCUAUCAAAACCAACCACGCCACUGUGAUUGYAGGCAUUGUUCUGGGCAUUCUCGCUGCACUGGUAGUAGGAGCUGGCCUUGCAUUAAUUGUGAUGAAGCAUUUGAGGAAAAAACAAAGAGCAAACAUAGAGAACCGUUUAUCUGCGACACUGUCUCGGAGCCUCGUGUCCAGUUAUUUGACCACGAACGGCAGACAAGUGCAUCUGUCCAACCAAACAUCAGGCUCAGGAGGAAUUGCCUUCCAAGGUUUAUUAUAUUCUGCCAGCUAUGAUCAUCUAGAUGUUCCUUUAAUGCCAGGUGAAAAUAUCUCAAUGAUGAGCUUAAGUUCUGAUCUGCUUGACGAAGUUAAAGAUGUGCUGAUUCCUGCGGACAUGCUCAGAAUCGAGGAGAACCAGGUUAUUGGAAAAGGUCAUUUUGGCAUAGUUUACCAUGGAUACCUAAUAGAUAGCAACAAGCAGGAGACUCACUGUGCUGUCAAGUCAUUAAACAGAAUCACAGAUUUGGGUGAAGUGGACCAAUUCCUCAGAGAGGGCAUCAUCAUGAAAGAAUUCCACCACCCCAACAUACUGUCACUGCUGGGUAUCAUGCUGCCCAAAGAAGGGCUCCCUCUGGUGGUUCUGCCUUACAUGCAGCACGGAGAUGUGCGUCAUUUCAUCCGCUCCGAGCAGAGGAACCCAACAGUGAAGGACCUGAUUGGGUUUGGGCUUCAGGUUGCAGAGGGAAUGGAGUACUUAGCUCAAAAGAAGUUUGUUCAUAGAGACCUGGCUGCACGGAACUGCAUGCUGGAUGAAACCUUCACAGUGAAGGUAGCUGACUUUGGCAUGGCCAGGGACAUCUACGACAAGGAGUACUACAGCAUCCAGAAUCACAAAAGGGUGAAACUGCCGGUGAAGUGGAUGGCCAUAGAAAGCCUGCAGACGCAGAAGUUCACGACCAAGUCUGACGUGUGGUCAUAUGGCGUGUUGCUGUGGGAGCUGAUGACCAGAGGAGCCAACCCAUACCCAAACGUGGACCCCUACGACAUCACAUACUAUUUGUUGAAGGGGCGUCGGCUUCCACAGCCACAGUACUGCCCAGAUACUCUUUACGCAGUUAUGUUAGCCUGCUGGAACCCAGAGCCCGAGUGCAGACCCAGCUUCAACAGACUGGUCACAGAAGUAGACUACAUCCUGUCCUUCCUGGAAGGAGAGCACUACAUCAAUCUGAAGGUUAACUACAUCAACUUAGAUCAGCCGAGGCCGUACCCCUCCAUGACGGGCUCUGCAAACGAGGCAGAGGCCUCGGACGUGGACUCAGACGGUUACGCAGCAAACUUUGACUUUGGAGCUGAAUAAAAAAAAAAUUAAAAAUCAACAGAAAGAACAUUUCUGAUUUGAUAAAAGCACAUGGAAGGUUUCACUACUGAUUAAACACUGCAGACACUGUAAGCUCUGACUGGAGAUUAGAGGAUACAGAAUCUUUAUCGAUCCCAGUUCCUUUAAAGCAGGAGUCAGUAAGAGGUGUUUUGUUUUCUUCUAACGCACCGGUAUAACUGAGACAAAAUGAAUGUAUGAGGAUUUUGUUCUUGUUUAUGUGUGUUUUGGGCUAUAAAAACACAAGCACAUUAUCGAAAAAUCUACCCGUUAAACUGACUGCUGAUGUUUUUUUUAAUCUAAUAUGUUAUUUUAUACAUGGAUUUAUCAUCAAUUACAUUUAAAAAUAGUCUCACAAAAUAACACCAGGAUGCUGAGUAACUAAAUCUGCAACUUUUGAACUAUGCGGGUUGUGUUGUGCUCAACGUCUCACCAGUAGAGGGCAACCAAAGCCUCGGUCUAAGUAAAUAUUGGAGCUGCAGUGAAGGUUUGCAGUGCAGUUGGCCUAGAGAGAAAUCUCUAAACAAAGGUGUUGCACAAAAGGUACAUAGACUUAUCUGAACCCGAGACUGUGCUCCCCUGUGAAACUGUAACAAAACCCAGCUUUCAAAUGAAUUCAGACAACACACAGUAUGAUGCAUUCUGGGUAGAUUCAUUGUUGCUUAAAAAAACAUGUGCACCACCUUUAAAAAACUAAAGUAAUUCAGAAUGAGAGCACUGACUGAUUAUGGCUGGUUAGCUCAGUUGUUCAGAGCAUGGUGCUAAAACACCGUGGUGUGUAUGAUCCCUAACAGGCAAUUUGUUGCAUUUUGAAUUUUUAUUUUGUUGUAUUUAACUGCUUUACUCUCAUUGCAAUACAGUUUAACCAAAGCAACAAACAGAUAAACUUUCAACCUGAUUAGUUCUGAAUAUGUGUCGAGUGACAUAGCUGUUUUGUUUUGUUUAUUUUUAACAAAUUGAUCUUAUUUUUAUGUCUUUUCAUUUGAUUGCACUGAGUCUUUUAUAAGUAAAUACUUGAUACCAAAUACAUGUCUCCUAAAAAGAUGUGUCCCUGUUUCUUAAUAAAUGUUAAGAAAAAAAA
Messenger RNA from Austrofundulus limnaeus, 5460 nucleotides. RefSeq names its product macrophage stimulating 1 receptor a (gene mst1ra). Bases 225 to 4361 code for a protein of 1378 amino acids. Gene Ontology annotation, cellular component: plasma membrane; signaling receptor complex. NCBI's taxonomy places the organism in Eukaryota, Metazoa, Chordata, Actinopteri, Cyprinodontiformes, Rivulidae. Gene Ontology annotation, molecular function: ATP binding; protein binding; transmembrane receptor protein tyrosine kinase activity. The record is from RefSeq and is a predicted model, not a curated record. Gene Ontology annotation, biological process: cell surface receptor protein tyrosine kinase signaling pathway; multicellular organism development; phagocytosis. The transcript has 21 exons.